Messenger RNA from Paramecium primaurelia, 342 nucleotides. NCBI's taxonomy places the organism in Eukaryota, Ciliophora, Oligohymenophorea, Peniculida, Parameciidae. The record is from the annotation of a GenBank genome assembly.
AUGAAUUACAACUCAUAUUAAUCGUAAAAACCGUAUUCUAGAAUUCAGCAAUAAACCUAUAAUAAUAAUAAAAUACUUUUAUAUGUAGAAUAGGUUCUCUAAAAAUCUAGAAUCAAUUACAAUAAACAAAGUAACUACAAUCAAACCUUAAAACUAAUUCAAAUUAGUAAAAUAUCAAUACCAACUCUGAAAAUAAAAGCAUCAUCUAUUCACCUAAAAUAAUACAAUAAGAAUAUAAAAUCAAUUAGAAAUAAGAAACUACACCUUAUAAAACUAUUCCCCUUCAUUAAUCAUAAUAAAAUAUAGACAAAUAGCUAAUAAUUCCAUUAAUUCCACUUAUGA